AUGCCGUCACUAGCAUCUGCAUUCUUCCAUUGUUGCCUUGCAAUGAGUUUCCUUGUCGCAUACUCCACGGCCCACGAUAUUGGCAAUGAUGUCGAGAGCCAGAACCGAGCCGGAGCAGAAGGACCCUCUGACGACGGCGUGGGAGUAACGUCAACAGGAAUGAUUAUCCUCUGCACGAUAGUAGGCGUUGUUGUCGUCAUUGGAAUUUCCUCCGCAGCCCUCUUCUUCAUCGCUAAGCGCCGCCAAUGGGCUAUGCGAGAAACCCUGCGUCGAUCUGCGCGACACGUCGUUGACGCCGUUAAGACGCCCCUGACGCCGAAAUUCUCGAGGUCGCAGCUACGACUGCCGCCGUCGCAGUCGAGUCUGAAUCCGAUUCUGAAGAGGACGGCCACGAAUGAAAGGAUCAAGAACAAUACCGAAGACAAUGAUUUGGAGAAGAAUGCAGUGGUGACGGAGAUUGAGGCUUCUGCGGGCGGGAAGCCGAGGACUUGGGGGUCUAUGUUUGCGUUUGGUCGGAACCGUGCUGCUGCAACUGCAGAUGAGGGUGAAGAAAGCUCUGGCCAUCACAAGGCGGCUGAUGAUGUUGCUGGCGGUAUCCCGGAUGAUCUCAGCACCGUCUCCAUUAUGGAAGACCCAGAGGCCCAGAUAGCUUCUCAGAUACCAAGUGACGCACUCUCAGAGCACGACAUCCGCAGUGAUUCAAACAUAGACGAGGAAGACGAGCUCUUACUCGUGCAGAUGGCGAACACCAACACUCCUACCUCUCCCAACCUAGACGCAGUCACUUACAGGCCUACUGACACCAACUGGGAAAGCCGACCAAAGGCCGCAUCUCCUCUUCUUGUGGAACGUCCCCAGAGCUCUGGAGUGGAUGUCUCUGCUUUCUCGUUUGCGAGGCCUUUGCGGCAGGGGAAACAGUUUUCCAUUCAGUCAUCCGCUAGACGAGUAUCGAAAGACUCCAGAACGCACUCGUCUGGGCCCCCCGUUAACGGUAACGGUAACGAGACACGGCAGCCUAUAGGCGUUGAGGGUGGCCAUGAAUGGAAGGGGAGAUCGAGGCAACGCGUCCCUCAAGCAAGUGACCUCCAGCACGGCGUGAGCCAGCAAAGUGUUAUAGAGCCGCCAGAAGAACAACUACGAAAUGUGCAGGUGCCACUAGAUGAUGACGAGAGCCGCUCUGUCACGCAUGGUGUUGAUACUCGUCAAACCCCAUCAGCCCGUGCUCAAAGUGCGGGACGUAAUCGCUCGCGAUCUUUAGCUACCUCGCAGAUCACGGAGAUUGAGGAUAGAGAGCAAGGUAGAGGUUCAAAGAGAUCACGCUCUGUUGUGGCUGUCGACUACGAUGAACCAGCCAUGGAAGACGACUCCUCUGCCCAGCAUCCUCCAGCGUCCUUGAUAAACGAGGGUCGGAUGGCCAAGCGCCGACGGUCCAAUGGAAAAAAAGUCUCCUUAAAAGACAAUGCAUUGAAAGGACAUUCUCAACUUUCAGAAGAGCAUCUGUUUCAACUCCUCAUCAACAAGGUUAAGAUGCGCGAGGAAGGUGAUAUAGCCGCGUCCAAAGUCAAAGAGCAGAUGCAGAUCCACGUCAUGGAAUUGACAGAGGAGAACAAAUGCCUGAGGGAAGAUUUGGGGGCUUGCCAGACCCAUCUGCAAAGGCGAGAAGCCGAUUUGAAGUCCCAUAUGCUACGGAUGGAAACCUGGAAAACGAAGCUUACCAACUUCCGAGGCUUUCUCAAUGAGUUCGGAGCCGAUUACAAAGUUCUUCGUGGAGAAGCAAUCCAACUCAAGGUGUCAAGAACACAUCUUGACAAGGAGAAAAAAGAGAUAGAAGCCAGCCUUGUCGGUGCUAAAGAACAUAUCUCACAAGUAUCCAACCUUCUUGACGAGAGGCGCAGCCGUCUCUCGGAAACGGUGCACACUACAGAACUGCUCAAACAAAGCUUGACAGAUACUGAGGUCAGAGUGAAGCUCUUCCAAGAUCAACUGACCCAUGAGAGAAAGCGAUCAUCUGCUUUGGAGUCAUACAUUCGACAGCAAACAUCCGUUCAGAGCAAAAAGCUUGGUUUGGUGGUGUCCAACCAGGUUGCGAUUAUGACGACUCUGGUUUCAAAGUUCCAGAUUAUUGGCUCGCAGCUGGAGUCCAUUAAAUUUCCAAUUUUUGGUAAUGCUCUCGACGAGUGUCUAGUCUCUCUCAAGCAGCUUAAUGAGAGUCAUUCCGCCGGGAUUAUUGAUGUACGGCGAGUAGAAGAAGUUAUCAAAGAAUUCACAGUGAGAAUUGAUGCAGUCGGAAUUAAUAUCGCCAGCGAAUUGCACGGGGGUUCUGAAGCUAAUAACAACCUAGCGGUACAGCUGAAAGAGCAGCUUCGAUAUUUGGCAGAUAGUAUGAACACUGGCUCGAGUAUACUUCAAAAGCUUUCUGAGAACGAGAAGUGCUGUGGUGUCUUGCAGAAAAGCCUUGGGGUUAUCAUCCCGACCAUUGACAACCUAAAUUCGUCUAUGAAAAUAAUGGAUGGUAAAGGGCAUGAUAUCACACGUCAAAUAGAGCAUCUUGGCAAGAGCAUUUCAGAAAUCAAGAUACCAGACAAGGUUGAGCUCGUUCCAGUGGAGCCCUGCAUGCAUGCAAAAGAAAAGAUUGAAUUGGAGCUCCAAGUGCAGAAACUAGUCGCAGAACUCAAGAUCGCAGGAGAAGCUCUCAAGGAUAAAGAAUGUCACAAUGAGGAGACAAACAAUGCCCUACUUGAAGCAACGAGCAAGAUUCAGGAGACUGAAGCCCGCGUAAAGCAAUUAAAGACUCAAAUUAUCAAGCUCGAAGAUAAUGUGAAGACUACUGAGGUCAAUGUCCGCGAGGAGCUGAAUAGGGCGAGCAUUGUUGCUCGAGAUGAACACAGAAAGAGAUUCGAGCAGCAGCUUCACGGGGUCUUGCGAGAGAAGACUGAGAUUGAAAAAGAAAUCAAUAAGCUGCAGGAACAGCUGGUCAACUCCCAUCAAGAGAUUGCUGAAAAAGAAAAUUUGUUCCAACAGAAACAGGCGGAAAUUGAGAUUGCGCUUUCGGAUAAAGAAGGCAAAAUACAAACCCUUGAGAGCUUACAUGCUGAGAAUACUGCGAAGUUGGCAGAGAAAGAGGAGGAAAUCAGGAAACUCCACGAGGUAGAAGUUGCUAAUGGAGAGCAAUUGGAAAGUCUGCAGCAAGAACUGAUCAGAGAGAAAGAGAAGCUCGCCAGUUCUGAUGCCGAGCUCUUUACAGCGAGGAACGACUCUCAAGUGAAGUUGGCAGAGAAAGAGGAAGAGAUCAGGAGACUCCAUGAGAUAGAAGUUGCCAAUGGAGAACAAGUGGGAAUAUUGCAGCAAGAACUAAACAGAGAGAAAGAAAAGCUCGUCAUUUCCGAUGCCGAGCUCUAUACAUUGACUAACGAGUCUCAAAAAGCGACACUCGAACUCGAGGCAAAGCUUGAAUCACUCCGAACCGAAAUUUUGAGAAAAGAUGAAUAUUGUAAGUCAUUGGCAAGUGAGCUAUCAGCAGCAAAUUCCGCCAAAAAGCGACUAGAAUCUGGAAAAUCUAAGGCCAAAUCCGAGAUACAUGCCUUGCUUUGGAGGGUCCAGGGUGCAGAAAGCCGGAUGAAGAAUGUCAAGGAAGCACUGGACCAGAUGCGUUCAACCUCAUCACAGGAGUCAAUUUCGAAUGCCUGGUCCCGAUUGGAAGAUUUAUUGCAACUCGGAACCCUGAAGAAGUCCACUGAUUGUCAACCUAUGGAUUCAGGCUCUCAGGUCAAACCCACCUCCGAUGCUCCUGUUGGAACUCCUUUGGCUCAAGUGUCCCAAGGAGACUGCCAAACUCCAGGCCAAGGGGCUCUUCAGACAACAGAAUUCAUUUAUCGGACCGAAAGCAUCCAGCGGAGGUUGUUCCCUUCUUCAAAUGAAGAAGGCUUGGCUGUUGGAAGCUCCCAACCCGCAUUGAGUCGAAACAUAGGAAUCCCUGGUUCGCAGUCAUCCGCUGGUAUUAUCCCAUUUUCGAACUUCCGGCAAGAGAUUUCUCCAACUCCUUGCUCAGGCUCUGCAGAAAGCUUUGUCGAUUUUGCUAUCAUGUCCGGUAUGAUGCCCACCGAAUCCAAAACUUUAGCAGCUCCGGAAACGGCAGAUAAAGCUGGUGAAACCCGAGUGAUAGCUUCGCAAGUUGUCGAUUCCCAACUGGUUGAGCAAACGACGGAAACACCACCUCAGACAAGCAGAGAUGCGCCAUCUGUGGUCCAGACAGAGCCGAUAGGAGAGGAGAUUCCUAUAGAAAAUCUACCAGCGAAGCAAAAGACAGUUAAGUUCCAAUCACAAGAUUCAGGUGCAGAUGAGGAAAAGCGCCAACAUCCGGCAUUCGAUGAAAACUGGGUCCUUGAAAGAACGAAGCCACGCGAGAAAAAGAUGAUUCGAACAAAUCAACGAACCUACAGUCGCACUCGACAGCUUUCUUAUACAAGCAAGGAAGAAAAGACGGUUCGCCAGCAAUCUUCCCGCAUCGAGGAAACCAGCGACCUUGAUGGCCCGGGUCCCUCCCGGAGUAACAUUCGAAAGACAACUGCUUCCGCGGCUUCAUCUGCGACCCGGACACAGAGAAAAGGCUCCUCCGAAUAUCCGGAGCGCAAAGCGAGCCCUGCGAGCUUGGCCUCGGGCAGCAGCAAAUACCCAUCCGCGCAGGGUACUCACCCGAAUAAUGGUAGAUGGACACGGGGCUCUCGGGGGCGCAAGGCACGAGGGGAACGGUAUAAUGCCCGGUUUAACAAAGAAACCUAA
This is a messenger RNA of Aspergillus affinis, 4779 nucleotides long. RefSeq lists its product as uncharacterized. The record is from RefSeq and is a predicted model, not a curated record. NCBI's taxonomy places the organism in Eukaryota, Fungi, Ascomycota, Eurotiomycetes, Eurotiales, Aspergillaceae. The transcript is spliced from 10 exons. The coding region runs from base 1 to 4779 and encodes 1592 amino acids.